CUCGGCGGGCCGCGCGGAGCCGCCGCGCAGUUGCCGCCCGGCGGAGCGGGAGCAGGUGCGGAGCGCUGCAGCCACGUGCGCGGGUCCGGCGGGAGCGGGAGCGGGAGACCGGGGCUCAGGCACCGCGGGGAUCCGGGCGAGAGGAGCCUUCGGCGUUCUUCUGCACGGAGUCUUCUCUGGAAGCUGAAGUCUAUCUCUGCUUUUCUGGAGUGACCCUCACUGUGACAAUUUAAUUUAUUUUGUUGUUCUACUAAGAGGAGUCACUGUGUAUGCAGGUCUGGGUGACACUGUGACCUGGUGUCACUGAGCUGGAAUCAAACUCAAAGGAGCCAAGUAUAAGCUGUGCUCUGGGGCACCAAGGAAAGCUUCUGUUCUAAGCUGUGUGAGGAGCCACUCACUGCAGCAGGGCAGGCAGCAUCAUAAAAAUCAAGUGAAAAUGGCAUUUAGCAAUCUGACAUCAAAGGCUAUACUACUGUAUGAUGAAUGGAUUAAAGAUGCUGAUCCAAGACUGGAAGGCUGGCCACUCAUGUCUUCACCUUUUCCAACAACAUUUAUCAUUGGAACCUACAUUUAUUUUGUCACUUCCUUGGGACCCAAACUCAUGGAAAAUAAAAAACCUUUUGAACUCAGGCAGAUCAUGACGUUUUAUAAUUUUAGUGUGGUAGCCCUGUCUUUAUAUAUGACUUACGAAUUUCUUAUGUCAGGCUGGGCCACAGGAUACUCAUUCCGGUGUGAUAUUGUUGACUACUCGAGGUCACCGACAGCUCUAAGAAUGGUGCGAACUUGUUGGCUUUAUUUCUUUUCCAAGUUCAUUGAAUUAUUAGACACUAUAUUUUUUGUACUGCGUAAGAAAAACAACCAAGUUACAUUCCUGCAUGUUUUUCAUCAUUCCAUUAUGCCGUGGACCUGGUGGUUUGGAGUCAAAUUUGCUGCAGGUGGUUUAGGAACAUUUCAUGCCUUGCUGAACUGUAUUGUGCAUGUUGUCAUGUACACUUACUAUGGAAUCUGUUCUUUGGGACCAGCCUAUCAUAAAUAUUUGUGGUGGAAAAAGUAUAUGACAACUAUACAACUUGUCCAGUUUAUUAUGAUUACAGUCCAUAUAGGACAAAUCUACGUCAUGGAUGAUUGUCCGUACCAGUAUCCAAUUUUCAUGUUUAUUAUUUGGCUUUAUGGCUCUAUGUUUUUAGUCUUGUUUCUCCACUUCUGGUACCAUGCUUACACCAAGGGACAAAGACUGCCAAAAAUGGCAAAAAAUGGCAUCAGCAAAGAUCAGUGAAAGAAAUUAUUGUCUAUAAAACCAAAGAGGUGUACAUGUCAAAGGGGAAACUUGCACUACUUGACAAUCAAGAUGUUUAGGUGCGCACACUACAUGGUGUAUAUUUUGUAUGUUUUCUUCCAAAACAGAAUUUGUAUUUUUACCAUAAGUUAUUUGGGAUUCAGAACGUGGGAGUGGGGAAGAACUGUGGAUCUCUGAUUUAAAAAAUAAAAAUAAAAAUUAAAAAAAAAAAAAAA
Messenger RNA from Oenanthe melanoleuca, 1512 nucleotides. It is a transcript of the gene ELOVL7, whose product is annotated as ELOVL fatty acid elongase 7. The coding region runs from base 437 to 1276 and encodes 279 amino acids. Gene Ontology annotation, biological process: fatty acid elongation, monounsaturated fatty acid; fatty acid elongation, saturated fatty acid; fatty acid elongation, polyunsaturated fatty acid. Gene Ontology annotation, cellular component: endoplasmic reticulum membrane; endoplasmic reticulum. The transcript is spliced from 10 exons. Lineage: Eukaryota; Metazoa; Chordata; Aves; Passeriformes; Muscicapidae. The record is from RefSeq and is a predicted model, not a curated record. Gene Ontology annotation, molecular function: fatty acid elongase activity.